This is a messenger RNA of Tripterygium wilfordii, 2957 nucleotides long. RefSeq names its product alkane hydroxylase MAH1-like. Bases 55 to 1575 code for a protein of 506 amino acids. The record is from RefSeq and is a predicted model, not a curated record. Gene Ontology annotation, molecular function: heme binding; oxidoreductase activity, acting on paired donors, with incorporation or reduction of molecular oxygen; iron ion binding. The transcript is spliced from 2 exons. Lineage: Eukaryota; Viridiplantae; Streptophyta; Magnoliopsida; Celastrales; Celastraceae.
CACCUCAACAAACACAAAUACAAACACAAACACAAACACAAACACAGUUCUUACAUGGCUUCAAUAGGUCUUGUUGAGAUCUUCUUUGCACUCAUUUGCUUUGUGAUUCUUCAUCACAUAAGCAACAGAAAUUGGCAUCUGAUUAAUUGGCCGGUUAUAGGAAUGUUGCCGGAGAUUAUUUUUAAUCUUCAUCGUCCACAUGAACGGAUAACAGAGCUUAUGGAGAUAACUGGGUGCACUUACAUGUUCAGAGGACCCUGGUUUUCUGACAUGAGGGUCUUAAACACAGCUGAUCCUGCCAAUGUUAAUUACAUCAUGAACACAAAUUUCUCAAAUUUCCCAAAAGGGUCUGAAUUUCUCAAGAUUUUCGACAUUUUGGGAGAUGGGAUUUUCAAUUCCGACUCAGAUUUGUGGAAGAGCCAGAGAAGGAGUUCUCAAGCUUUGAUAACUCAUCAAAGGUUUUACAAGUUCCUAGUGAAGACUAUACAUGAUAAGGUAACUAAAGGGAUAGUCCCAGUCCUUGAUCAUGUAUGCAAGCAAGGGAUUGUGAUGGAUAUGCAGGAUUUCUUUCAAAGAUUCACAUUUGAUGCUACUUGCAUGUUGGUUACCGGCUAUGAUCCAGGGUGUCUAUCGACUGAAUUUCCUAAAAUUGAAUUCGCAGAGGCCAUGGAUGCUGCAGAGGAAGCAAUAUUUCAUCGACAUUCGUGGCCGGAGACAAUUUGGAAGGCACAGAGGAUGCUAGGCCUUGGACAGGAACAUAAACUGAAGAAAGCUUGGGAGACAUUAGACCGCGUAGUAGCUGAAUACAUAUCAAGAAAAAGAGAAGAGCGUGAUCAAAGACUUGAAUCGAAGAAUGAAGAAGAAGAAGGCGUUGAUUUGUUAACAUCAUUCAUGAUUGAAGCUGAUGCAAUGGCAUCGAAAUCGUCAGCGGAUAAAUUCCUUAGAGACACCAUAUUGAAUCUCAUGCUGGCAGGGCGUGACACUACUAGUUCUGGUCUUAGUUGGUUCUUUUGGUUACUUUCAGAGAACCCGAAAGUAUGGACCAAAAUUAGAGAAGAGCUUAAAGCAAUAAUACCACCAAACGAAGGUUCAAACUGGAGAUUAUUCAGAACUGAAGAAGUGAACAAGGUGGCUUAUCUACACGCAGCUUUGUGCGAAUCUCUAAGGCUAUAUCCACCAGUUCCAUUCCAGCAUAAGGCCCCUCUACAACCCGAUAUCCUUCCGAGCGGGCACCGGGUUGAUCCAAAGAUGAAGAUCUUGUUCUCAUUGUAUUCAAUGGGAAGAAUGAAAUCAAUCUGGGGGGAGGAUUGCUUGGAAUUCAAGCCUGAAAGAUGGAUUUCGGAGCGAGGAACUGUUAAACACCAACCAUCAUAUAGGUUCAUGGCUUUCAAUGCAGGACCUAGAACUUGUUUGGGGAAGGAAGUGGCCUUUACACAAAUGAAAGUUGUUGCAGCUGAUAUAAUCCAUAACUACCAGAUUGAGGUGGUGAAAGGACACCCUGUGGCUCCUAGUGCUUCAAUUAUCCUCCAUAUGAAGCAUGGUCUUAAGGUUAGAGUCUCCAAGAGAUGGGCAUGACAUUACUCAUGGGAUAGGACGAGACAAGUACAUAUGAUGUUUCUGAAAUAAAGUUAAUAAUAAAAAGUUAUAAAAAUGUCUCAUUUCUAUGUUAAAUAAAAGAAAUUCGAAUUGCAUGCCAGAGCGGCUGAGAGAUUAAAAAAGGGAAAUAAAAAAGCGAGAAAAUUUAAUGCAAAACGGCUAUUUUUUUAAAAGCUUUGGCAGAAAACUUUUAAAAGGAAGUGCUUCCCCCAAAACCCUACGCCUAAACCCGUAAAACGACGCCGCAUGACCCUAACCGCCUCGUACAGUAACGGUCAUAUCAAGAUGCUUCGAGAUACACGGGAGAUACCGGUGGAGCGUGAAAGAAUUACAACUCACAAGUCACAAGACAAACAAACAGGCUUACAGUGCAGGAGAACCUUCUCCAAAUUAGGGAAACCCGAGGGCUACUCUUCAUCCGAUCUCUGAGUUCGAGCAAGGGGCUUGCCUUUUUUCAACUAUUUCUUUUUGUUCUUCUUUCAGCUCUUCUAUUCAAUCAAUUCUGAUCUGGAUUUCAUUGUCGUCUUUCCUUGCAGCGUCUUUGCUUUCUUCACCUGUUUUCCGUCGCCGAACGCAGAUUACCUGACACUAUGCGAUCUACGAUUUGGCUGUUAGGGUUUGUGUUUUCUCUCUCUGUUUUUGUAGUUGUGAUUAAUCUUUUUUUUUAUUAGGGUUUUCUUGGUUUGACAAUUAGUUGACCAUAUCGACGGUGGUUAUAGUGUGAGUUUUUUUUCCCCCCAAGAUUGGCUUGGUUUUGCUUCGUUCGGUGUAGUCUUUGCCUGGGUAAUUUUGAGAAUAUCAUGGGGCCAGAAUAUACAGCGGGCGUUUUCAAGUACCUAAUGAAGAUGUUUGUUUUUUUGUGUUUUGUCGCUUUGUUUUUGGAAUUUUUAUAACUGGGUUUUAUUAGGGUUUUUCUUUACGUCUAUGAGUCUAGGAUUUCUUUUAUGUUUUUCAAUCUCUCUUUUUUUUGUUCCGACAAUCUGUUUUUGCUAUUAAAGGUGGUUAAGUUGGAGUGGCUUUCUUUGUUUGCUUAAUAUGGUUUGGCCUGGCCUAGGCAUGGCUUGGCUUUGCCUGUUUUAGUUUGUUUUGGCUUGGUUUAGGCACGGGUGGCGACUGGCAUGAACAAAAUUGAGAAUUUCAUUAUGCCAAAAACAUGUAAAGCCGCUGUCACAAAACAAAUAAUUUUUUUUUUCAUUCUGCAAAAGACAUGCAAAGCUGUUGUCUUUAAACCAAUAAAACUGUUUGGGUUUUCUUUCUUUGUAUUCAAAAUUUUGAUAAUCGGGGUUUUUAGUGUUCGGCUUUUUCAAAAAUACUUUUGAGUUUUUCGCUUUCUAUUUUCUAUUUACUCUCUCUUUUUUUUU